Piliocolobus tephrosceles (Ugandan red Colobus) is the source of this 2101-nucleotide messenger RNA. RefSeq names its product hyaluronan synthase 2 (gene HAS2). Gene Ontology annotation, biological process: extracellular matrix assembly; hyaluronan biosynthetic process; polysaccharide biosynthetic process. The record is from RefSeq and is a predicted model, not a curated record. The transcript is spliced from 4 exons. Bases 294 to 1952 code for a protein of 552 amino acids. NCBI's taxonomy places the organism in Eukaryota, Metazoa, Chordata, Mammalia, Primates, Cercopithecidae. Gene Ontology annotation, cellular component: plasma membrane. Gene Ontology annotation, molecular function: hyaluronan synthase activity.
AAGAAAAGUUAAUUUAUUUUUAAAGCAUAAUUUUUUUUAAAGAAUUAGACUGAAGUGCAACGGAAAAAUAAAGAGAAUAUUAGUGAAAUUAUUUUUUAAAGUGGGGGAGAAUCAAACAUUUAAGACUCCCCUAUCCUUUUUAAAUGUUGUUUUUAAAUUUCUUAUUUUUUUUGGCCGGUCGUCUCAAAUUCAUCUGAUCUCUUAUUACCUCAAUUUUGGAAACUGCCCGCCACCGACCCUCCAGGACCACACAGACAGGCUGAGGACGACUUUAUGACCAAGAGCUGAACAAGAUGCAUUGUGAGAGGUUUCUAUGUAUCCUGAGGAUAAUUGGAACCACACUCUUUGGAGUCUCUCUCCUCCUUGGAAUCACAGCUGCUUAUAUUGUUGGCUACCAGUUUAUCCAAACGGAUAAUUACUAUUUCUCUUUUGGACUGUAUGGUGCCUUUUUGGCAUCACACCUCAUCAUCCAAAGCCUGUUUGCCUUUUUGGAGCACCGGAAAAUGAAAAAAUCCCUAGAAACCCCCAUAAAGUUGAACAAAACAGUUGCCCUUUGCAUCGCUGCCUAUCAAGAAGAUCCAGACUACUUAAGAAAAUGUUUGCAAUCUGUGAAAAGGCUAACCUACCCUGGGAUUAAAGUUGUCAUGGUCAUAGAUGGGAACUCAGAAGAUGACCUUUACAUGAUGGACAUCUUCAGUGAAGUCAUGGGCAGAGACAAAUCAGCCACUUAUAUCUGGAAGAACAACUUCCACGAAAAGGGUCCCGGUGAGACGGAUGAGUCACAUAAAGAAAGCUCUCAACACGUAACGCAAUUGGUCUUGUCCAACAAAAGUAUCUGCAUCAUGCAAAAAUGGGGUGGAAAAAGAGAAGUCAUGUACACAGCCUUCAGAGCACUGGGACGAAGUGUGGAUUAUGUACAGGUUUGUGAUUCAGAUACUAUGCUUGACCCAGCCUCAUCUGUGGAGAUGGUAAAAGUUUUAGAAGAAGAUCCUAUGGUUGGAGGUGUUGGGGGAGAUGUCCAGAUUUUAAACAAGUAUGAUUCCUGGAUCUCAUUCCUCAGCAGUGUGAGAUACUGGAUGGCUUUUAAUAUAGAAAGGGCCUGUCAGUCUUAUUUUGGGUGUGUCCAGUGCAUUAGUGGACCUCUGGGAAUGUACAGAAACUCCUUGUUGCAUGAGUUUGUGGAAGAUUGGUACAAUCAAGAAUUUAUGGGCAACCAGUGUAGCUUUGGUGAUGACAGGCAUCUCACGAACCGGGUGCUGAGUCUGGGCUAUGCAACAAAAUACACAGCUCGAUCCAAGUGCCUUACUGAAACACCUAUAGAAUAUCUCAGAUGGCUAAACCAGCAGACCCGUUGGAGCAAGUCCUACUUCCGAGAAUGGCUGUACAAUGCAAUGUGGUUUCACAAACAUCACUUGUGGAUGACCUAUGAAGCGAUUAUCACUGGAUUCUUUCCUUUCUUUCUCAUUGCCACAGUAAUCCAGCUCUUCUACCGGGGUAAAAUUUGGAACAUUCUCCUCUUCUUGUUAACUGUCCAGCUAGUAGGUCUCAUAAAAUCAUCUUUUGCCAGCUGCCUUAGAGGAAAUAUCGUCAUGGUCUUCAUGUCUCUCUACUCAGUGUUAUACAUGUCAAGUUUACUUCCCGCCAAGAUGUUUGCAAUUGCAACAAUAAACAAAGCUGGGUGGGGCACAUCAGGAAGGAAAACCAUUGUGGUUAAUUUCAUAGGACUCAUUCCAGUGUCAGUUUGGUUUACAAUCCUCCUGGGUGGUGUGAUUUUCACCAUUUAUAAGGAAUCUAAAAGGCCAUUUUCAGAAUCCAAACAGACAGUUCUCAUUGUUGGAACGUUGCUCUAUGCAUGCUAUUGGGUCAUGCUUUUGACGCUGUAUGUUGUUCUCAUCAACAAGUGUGGCAGGCGGAAGAAGGGACAACAGUAUGACAUGGUGCUUGAUGUAUGAUCUUCCAUGGUUUGACGUUUGCAGUCACACACAACACCUUAGUUCCUCUAGGGGCUGUACAGUAUUGUGGCAUCAGAUAAUGCCACCAAAGGAGACAUAUCACUGCUGCUGGGACUUGAACAAAGACAUUUAUGUGGGUUUAUUUUCAU